Messenger RNA from Rotaria socialis, 714 nucleotides. NCBI's taxonomy places the organism in Eukaryota, Metazoa, Rotifera, Eurotatoria, Philodinida, Philodinidae. The record is from the annotation of a GenBank genome assembly.
AUGGAUUUACUUGAAAAACUUUUGCGUGGUAUUUAUAGUUAUGAUUUUGAACAACCGACUGCUCUUCAACAACGUGCUACCAAACUUUGCAUUUUGCAACAAAUCCAUGAUGUGAUUGAAAUCAUGCCACAAAAUACCCAGAUAAUUUUUCUAUCAGCUACUUUCCCGAGUAACGCACUCGAAGUAACAACAAAAUAUAUGAAGGAUCCAAUUAAAAUUGUUGUCACCGAAAAAGAAUUAACACUCGAAGGCGUUCGUCAAUUGUAUGUUACAGUCUCACGUGAGGAAGAAUCGAAAUUCGAUGAACUUGUUGACUUAUACGAAAUGAUAGCCGUGCAAUGUAUUAUAUUUUGUAACACACGUCGAAAAAUCGAUUGGCUAACAGAAAAGAUGCGCUCACGAAAUCUCGUUGUAUCAUCCAGGCAUGGCGAUAAGGACCAAAUAGAACGUGAUGAUACCAUGAAAGAAUUCAGAAUAGGUUCUACUCAGGUUUUAAUUACGACUGUUUUAAGUGCACGUAUUACUGAUGUACAAAAAGUUAGUGUUGUUAUUAAUUAUGACUUCCCAAACAAUCGUGAGGAUUAUAUUGACCGUGUUGGCCGAAAAUGUGUCACGGUUAAUUUUGUUACAGAUGAGGAUCGAGUAAUGUUACGCUAUAUAACAUGCGGUACAAAAGUCUUUGCAAUAAUGUCAAACGGUGUUAGACCAUGUUGA